AUGGAUGAAGAGGUUAGCUCUUGGAUAAGGAGAACGAAUUUCUCUCACACGGUUUGCCAUCGGUUAGAUUCUUCGUUAUUGGCCUCUGUUCCUUUUGCUGCUCAGCCAGAUAGAAUCCCGGGUGCCAAAUCUAGGCCUCGAGCAGUCACCAUGAAUCCAAAAUCAGGAGGCACAGUCACUCAAGUUGAGCUAAACCCUGCCACAAACAAGCCAAGGGCUUUAUCACCCUUCCCUGAAAUGAAGGUUUCUGAUACCUUUAAGGAAGCUAGGUCUAGUCAGAAGAGAUUCUCGACUCCACAUCCACGAAGAAAAGAAUACGAUAAGAGAAUUGUUGGAAAGUUGUUUCAUAACGAUUCCCAUGAUAGCAAGGCACCUAAAUCGAAAAUUCCUGGUUCAAAGUUUCCAGCGAAUGCCAGUCCCCUUAGGCGCUUCACAUCAAUGAAAUUUCAUGAGAAGUCUAAGGGUCAUAAGGAUGGGUGGACGAAGUAUUUUGAUCAUGGUGUAGGGAAGGUCAUCUCUGUAGAAACUACGGAUGAUUGCACGAUUGAUCUUUCUAAGUUAUUUCUUGGGCAUAGAUUUGCUCAUGGGGCUCACAGUCAGCUUUACCAUGGGGUCUAUAAUGAUGAACCAGUAGCGGUGAAAAUUAUUAGAGUACCAGAGAAUGACGAAACUGGAGCCCUGCGUGUACGGUUGGAGAAUCAAUUUGCAAGGGAAGUUACUCUCUUGUCCCAUCUCCACCAUCCAAAUGUUAUAAAGUUCAUAGCAGCAUCCAAAAUGCCACCUGUAUUUUGCAUUGUGACAGAAUAUUUAUCAGAGGGUUCUUUGAGAGCAUAUUUGCAUAAGCUCGAGCAUAAAUCUCUUCCAUUGCAAACAAUACUGUCAAUGGCUUUGGAGAUUUCUAAAGGAAUGGAAUAUAUUCACUCACAGCACGUUAUUCAUCGAGACCUUAAACCAGAAAAUAUACUCAUGACUGAAGAUUUUCACCUGAAAAUCGCUGAUUUUGGUAUAGCUUGUGAGGAAAUGCACUGUGAUCUUCUGGCAGAUGACCCUGGUACUUACCGUUGGAUGGCACCCGAGAUGAUCAGGCGGAAGCACUAUGGUCGGAAGGUCGAUGUAUAUGGAUUUGGACUCAUAUUAUGGGAAUUUGUGUCUGGAACUAUCCCUUACGAAGAUAAGACGCCUAUACAAGCUGCUUAUGCUGUUGUGAGCAAGAACAUGAGACCUGUUAUCCCUGGCGGCUGCCCAUCGGCCGUGAAAGCUUUGAUUGAACAAUGUUGGUCUGUGCAACCAGACAAGAGGCCCGAAUUUUGGCAGAUUGUGAAGGUAUUAGAGCAGUUUCAGUAUUCACUUGCCCGAGAUGGAACCCUGAACCUGGUACAGAACCAGGCACAUCAUGAUCAUAAGAAGGGACUACUUCAUUGGAUUCAAAAACUUGGUCCUACAGAUCAUAUUUCUUCAUCCAUGCCUAAACCUAAAUUUUCCUGA
Messenger RNA from Fraxinus pennsylvanica, 1485 nucleotides. NCBI's taxonomy places the organism in Eukaryota, Viridiplantae, Streptophyta, Magnoliopsida, Lamiales, Oleaceae. The record is from the annotation of a GenBank genome assembly.